Molecule: messenger RNA, 3914 nt
Organism: Spea bombifrons (plains spadefoot toad)
Lineage: Eukaryota; Metazoa; Chordata; Amphibia; Anura; Pelobatidae
Gene: INPP4A
Product: inositol polyphosphate-4-phosphatase type I A
Exons: 26
Coding region: 293-3214 (973 amino acids)
Cellular component (GO): cytoplasm
Molecular function (GO): phosphatidylinositol-3,4-bisphosphate 4-phosphatase activity
Source: RefSeq, a predicted model, not a curated record
GGGGGCUUUAAUGUUGCUGCUGAGAGAGUCGCAUCAUCAACCUGCAAGGAGUGGCUGCCCCUUCCCUGCUGCAAGAUACCCUGUUUGUACCGGGCAGCUGCCACCCUUCUUGCCCCCAUCACUGCUGGGAGAUAGGGCCGCAGGCCAGGAGUGAUUGUACCAAAGUCACAAAGAGCAUAGGUACUGAAGGCAAUGGAUCUUGCUCAAGAUGAAUGAGGUUUUCCAAAUCCCAGGAACAAGAAGUUUUAUCUCUACCAUCUGGACGGUGUGAGAUCGCCCUCCUUAUGACAAAAUGACAGCAAGGGAACACAGUAGCCCGCGCCAUGGAGUCAGGCCCCACUCCACCAUUGAUGUUACAUCUGAAAUGUUGGGAUUAUCAUUGGCUGGAAACUUUCAGGACCCCGAUGAGCCAAUAUUAGAAUUUAGUUUAGCAUGUAGUGAACUUACUACGCCAUCACUGGAUAGGAAGCCCAAUAGCUUUGUCGCCGUUAGUGUCACCACCCCACCUCAGGCUUUCUGGACAAAGCAUGCGCAGACAGAGAUUAUUGAGGGAACCAGUAACCCAACGUUUCUUAGCAGCAUUGCCUUUUUCCAAGACUCGCUCAUAAAUCAGAUGACUCAGAUCAAACUCUCAGUGUAUGAUGUCAAAGACCGAUCUCAGGGAACUAUGUAUUUGCUGGGCUCUGCAAAGUUUACAGUAAAGGACCUGAUAAAGGAAAAGAGCCACUGUUUACAGCUGACAGUGUGGUCGGCUGAGCAAGCGCGUGUUGGUAAUGUUAUGGUAAAAGGCUGGCAAAUGGAUGAGAAAACGGACCAGCGUCCUCCGGUCAAUAGGUCACCAGACACCAUUAAUGGAAGGACUGUUCUUCCAGUUGAUGAAAGUUUAACAGAAUCACUUGGAAUCCGGUCAAAAUACGCAUCGUUGAGAAAAGAUACUUUAUUAAAAUCGGUGUUUGGUGGAGCUAUUUGCCGCAUGUAUCGCUUCCCGUCCACGGACGGCAACCACCUGCGGAUACUGGAGCAAAUGGCUGAGAGCGUUCUGUCUUUGCACAUCCCCAGGCAGUUUGUGAAGCUACUGCUGGAGGAGGAUGCGGCCAGAGUAUGUGAGCUUGAAGAGCUGGGGGAGCUUUCUCCGUGCUGGGAAAAUCUUCGCAGACAGAUAGUGACUCAAUAUCAAACAAUCAUCUUGACGUACCAAGAGAACCUGACCAACCUCCAUCAAUACAAAGGUGUAUCUUUUAAAGCAAGCAACUUGAAGGGAGAUAAAAAACUAGAAUUUGUUCCUACAAAUUUACACAUUCAGAGAAUGCGGGUUCAGGAUGAGUCUGGUUCAGACCAGAACUAUGAUAUUGUGACUAUAGGCGCACCAGCUGCCCACUGCCAAGGGUUUAAAUCUGGGGGACUACGGAAGCAUCUGCACAAGUUUGAAGAGGCAAAGAAACACAGUUUUGAGGAAAGUUGUACCAAUGCGUGCCCUCAGUCAAUAGUGUACAUACCCCAGGACAUUAUCAGGGCAAAGGAAAUCAUCGCCCACAUCAAUACUCUGAAGACGCAAGUCAGCUAUUAUGCAGAGAGACUUUCGAGGGCAGCUAAGGACAGAUCAGCCAAUGCUCUUGAGAGGACGCUUGCUAUUUUGGCGGAUAAGACAAGGCAGCUUGUGACAGUGUGUGACUGUAGACUUUUAUCGAAUGCUAUACACGGUCUUAACGCUGCCCGGCCUGACUACAUAGCCUCCAAGGCAUCCCCCUCUGGAGAGGCAGACCAAGUUAUGCUUAGAAAUGACCAAGAUACCCUGGUGGCAAAGUGGACCGGAAGGAACAGCAGGUCAUCUCUGCAGGUGGACUUUUAUGAGGAAGAAUGGGAUAAAGUUUGGUCCAAUGUGGAAAAGAGCCUAGAAUGCGUAAUCCAAAGGGUGGACAAGCUUCUCCAGAAGGAGCGUUUGCACAGUGACAGCUGUGACGAUGUCUUCCAAUGUGAAAUAAGCUGCAGUAGCAAGAAAGGUAAUCGGAAAAAGAGAGCAUACUGGAUAAACCCAGGGGUUUCCAAUGACGAGGCCCUGUCACCUCCAUCAUCACCUCCAUCAACAUAUCCUGCAUGCCAUUCUCCCCAGUUCACAAAUUCCAGCUCGGUGGCUGAAGAUAUCAGUUCAGGUGAAUGGAGUGAGGCCCUGUACCCCCUGCUGAGCACUCUUACUGACUGCGUGGCCAUGAUGAGCGACAAGGCUAAGAAAGCCAUGGUCUUUUUGUUAAUGCAGGAUAGCGCACCCACCAUCGCCAUGUACUUGAGCCUCCAAUAUCGCAGAGAUGUGGUCUUCUGUCAAACAUUGACAGCCCUUAUAUGUGGCUUCAUUAUCAAGCUUCGGAAUUGUCUGCAUGAUAAUGGGUUCCUGCGGCAGCUGUAUACAAUUGGUCUCUUGGCACAAUUUGAGAGUCUCCUCAGCACACACGGAGAGGAACUGGCCAUGCUGGAGGAUAUGAGUUUAGGAAUCAUAGACUUGAGAAAUGUAACUUUCAAAGUAACACAGGCCUUAUCCACCUCCUCAGCCGAUAUGCUACCGGUUAUUACUGGAAACCGUGAUGGAUUUAACGUCCGGAUUCCACUGCCGAGCACCUUGUUUGAUGCCCUUCCUCGUGAGAUUCAGAGUGGGAUGCUGCUAAGGGUCCAGCCUGUCCUGUUUAACGUUGGAAUAAAUGAGCAGCAGACGCUGGCAGAAAAAUUCGGAGAUACGUCCUUGCAGGAAGUCAUAAAUAUUGAGAGCUUGGUGCGGUUAAACUCUUACUAUGAGCAAUUCAAAGAAGUUUUGCCAGAUGAUUGCCUGCCACGGUCUCGCAGUCAGACGUGCCUCCCAGAACUUCUAAGAUUCCUUGGACAAAAUGUGAAUGCUCGAAAGAACAAAAAUGUUGACAUCCUUUGGCAGGCUGCAGAGAUAUGUCGGAGACUCAAUGGUGUUAGGUUCACAAGCUGUAAAAGUGCAAAGGACCGUACUGCGAUGUCUGUGACCCUGGAGCAAUGUCUGAUACUGCAGCACGAGUAUGGAAUGGCCCCGCAGGUGUUCACACAAGCCUUGGAGUGCAUGCGAAGUGAGGGCUGCAGGCGGGAAAACACCAUGAAGAACGUGGGCUGUCGCAAAUACGCGUUUAACAGUUUGCAGCUGAAGGCUUUCCCAAAACAUUACAGACCUCCCGAAGGAACCUAUGGAAAAGUGGAGACAUAAGAGUCGCAAAAAUCCUAUUCUUAUCUUUUCUUCCAUGUGUAAAUAUGCAUUUAUUUAGGUGUUAGACUUUUUUUUUAAUUGACAAACACAGCAUUUACGAAGACUGAGCAUGAUUCGGGAACAUGGUUCUCAGACGCAUCUAUGUAACUUAACCAUCUGUGAGGCUUUAUGACCCGAACACUCGAAUGCAGCGUUGCUAGUUCGUUCCCUGUUACACGGUGAAGCAGAAUAGUGCUGCUCACAUUUAUUUUUGUUGUACGAUGUUUGCACCAGACCACAAAAUGUUCCGGUCGUACUGUUAGAUGUUCCAUGGAGGAUAGAAUUCCUAAAACCGGUAAAAUCAGAUUUAUAAAUCGGAUGUAUAAAACAAAAUCCUGUAUCUCAAGGCAAAAACACGUUUCUACGUUUCACCAGCAAAAUGUGCUCCGACAGACUGCAUGCUAACCGAAUCUGAAGUUCUCUUAUUCUGGAUAACACGUCAUAAGCAAAUCAGGAGACCUCUGAAGGUUAAUAUGGUCCUCACCAAAGACAUCUAUUUUAUAAAUAUGGGAGCUUAGUAUGAAAAAAAUAAACUGCUUAAGUUAUUUAAGUGAUUUAUUCUUCUGUCCUAUCAAAAUCACUGAUUUUGUGCUUAUGUGCUUGUUAUUACCAGGCAUGAUCAUAGCUAUUAGUUGCAUGCAAGUCAAUGACUCUGAGAAAA